Molecule: messenger RNA, 984 nt
Organism: Coregonus sp. 'balchen'
Lineage: Eukaryota; Metazoa; Chordata; Actinopteri; Salmoniformes; Salmonidae
Source: the annotation of a GenBank genome assembly
AUGUCAGAUGUUCGACUUUCAAAUGGGAGCCCGACGUUGGAAAGGACGGAUGCUCGGUUGUCGGAUCACCCCAAACCGUCAGCCUGCAGAAACCUUUUCGGCUCGCCGGAUCGCGAAGAGUUAAGGCGGGAUUUAAAGGGACAUUUGCAAGAGAUGGAAGAGGCGGCCUCAGCGAAAUGGAACUUCGAUUUUCCAAGUCACACACCUCUAUCGAACGGGAGAUUAAAAUGGGAAUUAAUGGAUUGUAAAGACAUUCCAAAUUUCUACACCAGAACGCAACCAUCCGUGAAAGACGUUUGCCCCUCUGGGAAUAACAAUGUGGAUCUAAAUGGGAAUCAUAAUUGUCUGGUGGUGACUCCUCCGCAGCCCUCUGAAAACACCGAGAGGUCAGAGAGCCAAAUGGAGAGCAAAGAGCAGUGCACCGGGCAGAGAAAAAGACCAGCCUGCCAUGAAUGUAGGCCUACGCCUUUAUGAAUGAUGAUGAAAAUUAUAGAUAAUCAUCAGUCAGGCUACUUUGUCUUUCUGCCUACUGUUUACCGUGCUGGCCUAUUCAGCUAUGUAAUUUGUAUCAGCCAGGCUCGACAUAACAUUGUAGGAGACUGUAGGCUUAGUUACCAGAUCGAUGGGUCCACUUAUCAGUUAUUCUAAAGAAAAGAGUUACAACAAUUAUUCUAAUAGUUUUCAGCAAUGUUUUAAGUUGGCAAUACCGGUAGCCUAUGACUACCUGCUAGUCAAGUUGUAAAGAUAGGACCUGAUAGGCAAAUCACUAUAGAUAGGGAAAUGUAAUGGCCUAAAUUGCCUUACUCAUAUUUUCGAGGAUAACAUUUUGACCUAAAUUCUGAAAAAAAUUGUCUUUCUCUUCCAGACCCCUCAUCCCAAAAUAAAAGGUCACACAGUAGUUCGAAUGAAGUUACUCCAUGCCCUGGCUUGACACAUUCUGUAGAACGCACACCCAGGAAAGCCAGUCCCAGGACUCAAACGUGA